GGGGCUGGCGCCUCUGGAGGAGGAGGAGGAGGAAAGGGGGAGGAAGAAGCGGUGGGGUCGUGGCUGUUUGGAGCUGCUGCCGCGGCGGGGCUGAGCUCUGGAGAGCAAUGCACGUUGAACAUGAGCCUUGUUAUGAUCAGUGAGAAUGUAAAGCUGGCCCGUGAAUAUGCCUUACUGGGAAAUUAUGACUCUGCAAUGGUCUACUACCAGGGAGUUCUUGACCAAAUGAAUAAGUACCUCUACUCUGUCAGAGAUACAUAUCUGCAGCAGAAAUGGCAACAGGUUUGGCAGGAGAUAAGUGUGGAAGCUAAGCAUGUGAAAGAUAUAAUGAAAACACUAGAGAGUUUUAAACUAGACAGUACUCCAUUGAAAGCUUCACAACAAGAAUUACCAGCUCAUGAUGCAGAAGUCUGGUCUUUGCCAGUACCUGCUGAGCGUAGACCUUCGCCAGGACCCAGAAAACGUCAGCCUGUUCCAUGCAGUGAUUGCAGAGGUCACAAUAAUCGUAUAAGUGCAGCUGUCCGAGGCCCUCACCGUCCAUCCUCUCGAAAUCCCAAUGAUAAAGGGAAGGCAGUCCGUAGCCGGGAAAAAAAGGAUCAGCAAAAUAAAGGAAAAGAGGAAAAGAACAAAUCCGCAUCUGAGAUUUCAGAGUCUGAACCAAAGAAAUUUGAUAGUACUGGAUAUGAUAAAGAUUUAGUAGAAGCUUUGGAAAGAGAUAUAAUUUCUCAGAAUCCCAACAUUCGAUGGGAUGACAUUGCUGAUUUAGUAGAAGCCAAAAAGCUCCUUAAGGAAGCUGUAGUUUUACCGAUGUGGAUGCCAGAGUUUUUUAAGGGAAUUAGAAGACCAUGGAAGGGUGUCCUCAUGGUUGGUCCUCCUGGUACUGGAAAGACCCUCCUGGCAAAAGCUGUAGCCACUGAAUGCAAGACUACUUUUUUCAAUGUUUCUUCUUCCACACUUACCUCAAAAUACAGAGGAGAAUCUGAGAAACUUGUUCGUCUGCUGUUUGAAAUGGCUCGAUUUUAUGCCCCAACUACUAUAUUUAUUGAUGAGAUAGACUCUAUCUGUAGCCGCAGGGGAACUUCAGAGGAGCAUGAAGCCAGCCGACGUGUGAAGGCAGAACUGCUAGUUCAAAUGGAUGGUGUUGGAGGGGCUACUGAAAAUGAUGAUCCUUCCAAGAUGGUCAUGGUACUUGCUGCUACUAAUUUUCCUUGGGAUAUUGAUGAAGCCCUAAGACGGAGACUAGAAAAGAGAAUUUACAUUCCUUUACCAUCAGCAAAAGGUAGAGAGGAGCUCCUAAGAAUAAAUCUGCGAGAGCUGGAGCUGGCUGAUGAUGUUGACCUUGCAAAUAUAGCUGAGAAAAUGGAGGGUUAUUCAGGUGCAGACAUUACCAACGUAUGCAGGCUUUGGAGGUAGCAAUAAUGUGGCAGUGCAAGGCUUGACCUCCAAGUUGUGCCAACGCAACUGUUGUGGGGCUGUGCUUUGAACAGGGUAAGAGAACUGUACUGGAUUAAAAACAUCUCAUCGCUUUCCUCAAACGCAGACCCAUUUCUUGCCUUGAUUUCUAACACAGCUCUGCAAACACAUGUCAGCACAACUGAGGGGACAAUACGCUGUGCCGCAGGGAUGAAUGCGAGUGGCCUGUAUGCAAAACUGCCAGCAAAGGCUCUAUCAGCAGGGCCCCUUAAGGCCGAACUAAGAGCUUGGAGGCUCAGUACUGUUCCCUGAACAAACCUUACACAGUGUCUGGGAAAAGAAUGGUAUGUUAGUUGCUCUGAGUCAGCGUUGUGCAGAUUUGUUUCAUCUGUAGGUUUGUGAGAUGAAUUUGUGGUGGUUUUUUGCUCAGUCUUGGUGUUGGUUGUGCUUUGAAAAGCGUUUGUGUUAAUAGGUUGAUGUUAUAUGAAAGAGUUUAUUUGGCUUGCUGCUUUGUGCAUUUUAGCUGCCAUUUGUCUCCUCCAGUCUGUUUGGCCUUCCUUGUUUAAUUGUAAUUAAUUUUAUACUGGAUACCAAUACACUUGUUUAAGGGUCAGAAUACUUAUGUUUUUGAGUGAAUUUCACAUAUAUAUACACAUACACACACAUGCUGCUGCAUUUUAUUUUUAAUCAAAGUCCACUUGUACAAAUAGUAUUAAAAAAACCCAAAGCAAAAAGAAACAAACAGAAAAACCCCAUGAACAAAUACCUGAGUCUUUCAUUUGUGACAGUCUCCCUAGAGAUGACUGAGGUGGCAGCAACCAUAAAUCCAGACAAACUGGGGCUUGGAUGUGCAUGAUCUGAAAUCAGUAAGAAAGUAUUCUACACUUUGCUGAUGGUUUCAGGAAAAAUAGAUCUUAAACAUGAUUGUUUCAUUUACAAUGAGACAAAAAGACAUAUGGCUGAUUUAAAAGUGUUUUUGUACGGUCUGGACAUAUAGUACAUAAGCCCAAUGAAGUCCAAACUUGUAGGCUGUAACGGUCCUUGCUGGUGACACUAGCAAAAAUUAAGAAAAAGUGAGCCAAGAACUCUGGUUUGCUCAAAUUAUUCUCCUACCUUAAAGAAUUUGAGGUGAAACCUAAAGUUUGCUGAGCCAGAGUGAAAACCAGUCAGAGAUAACAGUACAGUUCCUAGGAGUCAGCAUAUAACCAGGAAAAGUGAAGGUGAAACUUCAUUUUAAAAAGACAUUCAGGAAAUUUAAAAUGCAUGAAAAUUGCAUAUUAGAUGUGAGUAUGAACUGACUUUGCAUUGUUGUUUCGAGCGGACUGUGAAGGUUGAAAGGCCUUUGGAACAGAACUGACCCCUACUGCAUGUUUCAGUGGGUGGCUGCUUGUUUUUUGAAUAUAGCUUUGGUGCUU
Molecule: messenger RNA, 2828 nt
Organism: Phalacrocorax carbo (great cormorant)
Lineage: Eukaryota; Metazoa; Chordata; Aves; Suliformes; Phalacrocoracidae
Source: RefSeq, a predicted model, not a curated record